Molecule: messenger RNA, 1532 nt
Organism: Sciurus carolinensis (gray squirrel)
Lineage: Eukaryota; Metazoa; Chordata; Mammalia; Rodentia; Sciuridae
Product: transforming protein RhoA-like
Exons: 1
Coding region: 233-814 (193 amino acids)
Biological process (GO): small GTPase-mediated signal transduction; cell migration; stress fiber assembly
Cellular component (GO): dendritic spine; cleavage furrow
Molecular function (GO): GTPase activity; GTP binding
Source: RefSeq, a predicted model, not a curated record
CUCGAGCUCCCCGCCCGCCGCCCGCCACCUUCCGUCGGUUCUCUCAUUAGUCCGCGGUCGCCUCUGGAGCUACCCGCCCUUGUCUCCAAGCUUGCGACUCACGGACCGGUGUUCUCUGCUCAAAACGGCCAGACUCGGGAGUCGUAGUCUGAGCUUUUCACCUGGGAAGUUCAAGUUACUUUGUAGAACUUCUGUCACACAGGUCGUGCAUUUUGCAGCACAUUUGUAAGCUAUGGCUGCCAUCAGGAAGAAAUUGGUGAUUGUUGGUGAUGGAGCAUGUGGCAAGACAUGCUUGCUCAUAGUUUUCAGCAAGGACCAGUUCCCAGAAGUAUAUGUGCCCACAGUGUUUGAGAACUAUGUGGCAGAUAUUGAGGUGGAUGGAAAGCAGGUAGAGUUGGCUUUGUGGGACACAGAUGGGCAGGAAGAUUAUGAUCGCCUGAGGCCCCUCUCCUACCCAGACACUGAUGUUAUACUGAUGUGUUUCUCCAUCGACAGCCCUGAUAGUUUAGAAAACAUCCCAGAAAAAUGGAUCCCAGAAGUCAAGCAUUUCUGUCCCAACAUACCCAUCAUCCUGGUUGGGAAUAAGAAGGAUCUUCGUAAUGAUGAGCACACAAGGCGGGAGUUAGCCAAGAUGAAGCAGGAGCCAGUAAAACCUGAAGAAGGCAGAGAUAUGGCAAACAGGAUUGGUGCCUUUGGGUACAUGGAGUGUUCAGCAAAGACCAAAGAUGGAGUGAGGGAGGUUUUUGAAAUGGCCACAAGAGCUGCUCUUCAAGCCAGACGUGGGAAGAAAAAAUCUGGGUGCCUUGUGUUGUGAAAACUUGCUGCAAGCACAGCCCUCAUGCGGCUAAUUUUGAAGUGCUGUUUAUUAAUCUUAGUGUAUGAUUACUGGCCUUUUUCAUUUAUCUAUAAUUUACCUAAGAUUACAAAUAAGAAGUCAUCUUGCUACCAGUAUUUAGAAGCCAACCAUGAUUAUUAAUAAUGUCCAACCCGUCUGAUCUGCCAGGGUCCUUCUGACACUGCUCUAACAGCCCUCUCUGCACUCCACCUGACACACCAGGCGCUAAUUCAAGGAAUUUCUUAACUUCUUGCUUCUUUCUAGAAAGAGAAAUGGUAACUUUUGUGAAUUAGGCUGUAACUACUUUAUAACUAACAUGUCCUGCCUAUUAUCUGUCAGCUGCAAGGAACUCUGGUGAGUCAUCACUUUGGAGCUUUACUCCUCAGCAGAUUUCAUUUCCAUAGCUCUGGAGUGGGCAUCCAGUUUUUUGAAAUGUACUCAGCCAGAAAGGCCCAAGUCCAUGCAGCUGUGGCAGAGUUACAGUUCUGUGGUUUCAUGUUAGUUACCUUAUAGUUACUGUGUAAUUAGUGCCACUUAAUGUAUGUUACCAAAAAAUAAAUAUAACUAUUCCAGACUAGAUGUAGUAUUUUUUGUAUAAUUGGAUUUCCUAAUACUGAUAUUUGUCAUCCCACAGAAAAGUGUAUUGGUUUUUUAAAAAAGAAAGUGUAUUUGGAAAUAAAGUCAGAUGGAAAAUUCA